GAUAAGAAGGUGAGAAGCAAGCGAGGAUCGGACAAGAAGGUGAGGAGUAAGCGAGGAUCAGACAAGAAGGUGAGAAGCAAGCGAGGAUCAGACAAGAAGGUGAGAAGCAAGCGAGGAUCAGACAAGAAGGUGAGAAGCAAGCGAGUAAGAAGUAAGCGAGGAUCAGACAAGAAGGUGGGGAGUAAGCGAGGAUCAGACAAGAAGGUGAGAAGCAAGCGAGGAUCAGACAAGAAGGUGAGGAGCAAGCGAGGAUCAGAUAAGAAGGUGAGAAGCAAGCGAGGAUCAGACAAGAAGGUGAGAAGCAAGCGAGGAUCAGAUAAGAAGGUGAGAAGCAAGCGAGGAUCAGACAAGAAGGUGAGAAGUAAGCGAGGAUCAGACAAGAAGGUGGGGAGUAAGCGAGGAUCAGACAAGAAGGUGAGAAGCAAGCGAGGAUCAGAUAAGAAGGUGAGGAGCAAAGCGAGGAAGCCAGGAGGACAACCAGAUGAACGAGUUCCGAAAAAACAGUAA
Messenger RNA from Guillardia theta CCMP2712, 507 nucleotides. RefSeq lists its product as hypothetical. The annotation marks the transcript as partial. NCBI's taxonomy places the organism in Eukaryota, Cryptophyceae, Pyrenomonadales, Geminigeraceae. The transcript is spliced from 2 exons. The record is from RefSeq and is a predicted model, not a curated record.